AACAACACUCCCUCCUUGUGGAACCCGUGUUGCCUUUGCUCGGCGUUCCAAGUUCUAGUGGACGGCUGCGCCACGACGUCGGCCGUCCAACUUCAAACGAUGAGCACGCGGGACGGUCCAUCAAAUGAGCCGCACACGAUGAAGCCGACGCCAGAAAUGGUGGUCCGAAAGGGGCAGCCGCGGGGCCUGUGGAAGGAGCUCGCGCGCAUUGACGGCGACAAUCGUGGGCGUGAUUUCUGGGACAGCAGGGAAGCUGGGUUAGGGAUGCUUUUGAGGUUCAUUGAGCCGCUCAUAAUGGAAACUGGUGGUGAACUGAACGCUGUUCUCGAACCUUACGACGACGCCACUCUGCUCGAGCAACACGGAGCGGACGUUUUUGAUCUCUUCGUUCGGCUGGCGUCGGAGGAAUUAUGGGGACAAUGGAUUUUUUUGUUGUUGGAGGUUUCCGCGUCCGGCCGCAGCGCGAUCGCGUUCCAGAGGCUGUUUCCUCUCUGCCCGGAAGAGAUCUGGAGUGAUCAGCACAACAUAAUCAAUCUCUUGCGUCGCGUCGUGAUAGUGGGACACAACACGGAGGUGCUGUCAACGCUCCUGGAGAUUGAUGGAGCCCUCCCGCUCCCGUCGGGGUUUGUCCGUGACCUCGUGGAGGGUGCCGUGAGAGGAGGGAGCGUUGAGGUCAUGUCUACUCUCCUUGCGGUUGACAGCGUUCUCUCGCAGGUGCAGGAAGUGGACGAUGCAGGAUACUCUAGUCUCCCCAUUCUUUCUAUUGCCGCAUUUUUAGGUGGCCGGAGCAUGGUGGCGGCCCUGAUCAAAGCGGGCGCUCCCCUGGAGUUCCAAUCUAGACGCGGCAGACCCCCUUUGGCCACGGCGGUUGCAAGCGACCGUGACGAGGCCCUGGGGAUCGUCCGCGACCUACUGGCUGUCGGGGCCGACGUGAACAACGUCGGCCACAAUGAUCAAACGAAAGGACCCUUUGGGAAUUCUCCGCUGUGCUUGGCCGCUGCCAAGAACAAGGAAGGAAUGAUGGACCUUCUUCUGGCUGCCGGAGCCGAUCUUGGAAACGAGCGGGUGGACAUCCUCCCGCUCCACGCUGCGGCCCACCACCACUCGUGUGGAGCACUGCAGCGCCUAAUUUCAGCUGGCGCGAGCGUGCACCAGUUGGAUUCGAGAGGUCGCUCUGCGUUGCACGUGGCGUGUCUGCACAACUGUGAGGGUGCCGUCAAGCUACUGCUGCAGUACAACGCCCGCGUGACGUUGCUUUGCGAUGGCGGUCUUUCGCCGUUCGACGUGGUCGCCAUGGCAGUUCUCAACAGGCGACAGUUAAAUAGGUGCUGGGGAUUGAGGCGACGGCCGUCUACUUUAAACUCCAACGAGACCUCAGUUGCUGACCGUAUUCUAGAGAUGCUGAGGAGGGCCAGUGCGUGGGAACGCCGUGGUUGGCUCGUCCUCAUGCGCCACCGAAUCGCACACGAUCCCCUUGCCGCGGGGUCAUCCUCACGGCCGCCAUCGUUCGUAGAAUCAGAAUUCGGCGAUCAAACCGCAACCCCGCACGACAGCGAGACGAAAGAGGACGCCAACGACGGAGGUUGCGAGCUUUCCGUACAUGGAGACAUCGAUUUGGCAGGUGCUUCCCCGAGGGGCACGGCGCCGUCUGAGGCGAUUGAAGGCCGAUCAGGCCACGCCUUCACUCUGGAAACACCAGCGGUGGACAGCAGUAGCCCCAACGGUGGAGGAAAGGUCCAGGUCUGCGAGAGCUUGCGUUGUGCUGUGGAAUGGCUCGUACAGUGUCCCGACGAGGUUGGCAUCUUUCGCGAAACCUUGGCGUUUCUUUGA
Molecule: messenger RNA, 1830 nt
Organism: Ectocarpus siliculosus
Lineage: Eukaryota; Phaeophyceae; Ectocarpales; Ectocarpaceae
Source: the annotation of a GenBank genome assembly